CAGCACAGUAUGUAACUACAAAUCCCAUCCGGCAAUGUAUCCUGUUUGGAUGUCGCAUAUUGAUGACGUAGUGUUAGCAGAUUUUGGGUUAGAUAAUGUUAGCUGGUUUGGCAUCGUAUAAUUUAACCACAGACUGACUUCGCAGCAAAAGUAAGAGUGCAGAUCUCAAGGUGUGUCUCCCUCUCCCUUCCCAAACAAAGAAGCGUGGAUCUCACUCAAUAGUCCCUCUGGGAGAUGUCAUCUCUGUGUGGCACCAGCAGCAGCUGUCAAGAUGCAGGUCAAGAGGCCACAGAGAAACAGGAGAAGGAGCAUCCUCGCGUUCUCAUCCCGGAGUUAUGCCGACUCUUCUACCAGCUGGGAUGGGUGACGGGGACGGGCGGAGGGAUCAGUCUGAGACGAGGAGAGCAGAUCUACAUCGCACCAUCAGGCGUCCAGAAAGAGAGAAUACAGCCAGAAGACAUGUUUGUGUGUGACAUGGAGGAGAGGGACAUCAGCUGUCCACCUGCCUGGAAGAAGUUAAAGAAGAGCCAGUGUACACCACUUUUCAUGAAUGCCUAUACUAUGAGAGGGGCACAGGCAGUUAUACACACCCACUCCAAGGCUGCUGUCAUGGCAACACUGCUGUAUCCUGGCAAAGAGUUCAGGAUAACACACCAGGAGAUGAUCAAGGGGAUUCGUAAGGGCACAUCAGGCACUAACUAUGGGUAUGAUGACAGCCUGGUGGUGCCUAUUGUUGAAAAUACACCAGAGGAGAAGGACUUGAAAGACCGGAUGGCUCGGGCAAUGGAGGAAUAUCCAGAUUCAUGUGCCGUCCUCGUCCGCCGACACGGUGUCUAUGUCUGGGGCGAGUCGUGGGAAAAAGCUAAGACCAUGUGUGAAUGCUACGACUACCUGUUUGAGAUCGCCGUCCAGAUGAAGCAGUGUGGACUGGACCCUUCAGCCCUCCCAAUGGAAGAAAAGGGAAUAGUUUGACAUUCACUGGUGCUUUUAAAAGAGACAUUUGUUGCAGAAAGGUCAGAGGUGUUCAAUCUGGAUCGCAGAUUGUAAUCAUUUGCCUUUCACGCCGGCCUGCUUCAAAUUUGAUGAGAUUUGAUGGUAAGGGCAGAUCCAGGGUUAAAGGAAAUGAAAUGCCUGUGAUCCGGAAGCACCUGGCUGCAUAGCGGUGUGAGACAACUCUUGAAUGAGCAGCUGGCAUAUCAAAGUCUCCAGGUUUAAAUGCUUUUCCUAUUGAUGUUUGACUGCACUGGAAUCAUGGUCUUAGUGUAUGUCAGGCACGACUAUAUUGUGCAUUUUAGUUGAUCUACAAUGAUGAUUAACUGCCUUUGCUUCAAUCAAUGAAAACUGAUGGGAUGUCAAUCGUGAGUCGCAGAAAUUAUUUUGAGAUUAUUAUUUAGGUUUUUCCUUACCUUCCAUGUUCUUGGGCUUAUCUGGCGCCGGGUUGCCGUGGCUAAGCAAGGUAGUCCAGAUGUCCCCCUCCCCAGCAAUGUUUUUGAGAUCCAAAGCUAAAAAAUAAAGUUUUAAAAUGCAAUUUUCCAUUUUGAAAACCUUUUUUAUUUCUCAUUCUCUAUUUUUUAAUGCAAGGCACACAGACACACGUUAUGCACAGUUUUCUUUGUUUAAGCUACAAAACAUUUCUGAAUUUCUGAAGCCAUAUUUCAGUUUUAAACAAAUAGUAAACACAUAACUUCUCAUAUAACUUCUCAUAAAAACUGUAUACACCCAAAUGAUUGUGGACAUCUUAUCAAACACCCUUUCAGUAAAAAUAACCCUGUGUUGCGUAAAAGGACCCUUGCUGUGUCCAUGUACAUCCUGUCAUUCCCACACCACCAUCCCAGCACCAGACAAGGGCAUUUGAUGCAGGGAUAGCACAAUGGCUGUAGAUCCUUGCACUGCAUGCCUCCAGUCUGCAUACUCAUUUCUCAUAAAUGUCAGAGUUCUGUUAACAAGCUCCCUAUGUGGCCACCAUCUCUCGCUUCCACUACUGUAUUCCCUAAAAACAGAGUGGUGUCAAAUAUGCUGCAGGCUUAUUUGAAGUUUUAUUUAUUUUUUAUUUAAAGGAGAAAAAGAUUUUUUUGCUAGCGCUAACACUGCAAAGAUUCCCCUUCCUCUGAUUAAUGAGGAAUUCUGGUAAACCCAAUUGCAAACAAAACUGAACACCAGCCCAUAACAUAAAAUGACAUUGUAAAGCUCACAGUGUCAGUCUCAUUGUCUCCCUUCUUGAACAGAUGAAAAAUGGUUCUCAGACUUUUCUUUUUUGUAUCGUCGUUGCUGUUCAGUGAUUUUCUGAGGAAUGAUCUGUAAAAAUCUGUCAAAUGUCUGUGUUUAAGAAAAAUGAAAGUUCCUAAAGUAUUUAACAUUGUCAAAGUCAGACUGUAACUGACUCACCCUACCUCCUGCUGGGGCUUCGGCUUGUGUCGCAUCAUAACUGCUGUUUUUUUCUGUCUGUCUGUACGUCUGUCUUGUUUAGCUUCUAUGUAUAUGUGUGACAGGAUUUUUCUUUUCCUCACGAUCACCAGUAAAAAAAAAAUUAAAUUAAAAGUCAGACUGUGCCCCGGAA
This is a messenger RNA of Perca flavescens (yellow perch), 2557 nucleotides long. RefSeq names its product APAF1 interacting protein (gene apip). NCBI's taxonomy places the organism in Eukaryota, Metazoa, Chordata, Actinopteri, Perciformes, Percidae. The record is from RefSeq and is a predicted model, not a curated record. Gene Ontology annotation, cellular component: cytoplasm. The coding region runs from base 235 to 972 and encodes 245 amino acids. Gene Ontology annotation, molecular function: metal ion binding; methylthioribulose 1-phosphate dehydratase activity. The transcript is spliced from 9 exons.